This is a messenger RNA of Chara braunii, 6358 nucleotides long. Lineage: Eukaryota; Viridiplantae; Streptophyta; Charophyceae; Charales; Characeae. The record is from the annotation of a GenBank genome assembly.
AGGUAUUAAUACUAGAGCCAGAGGACACCAGAGGACGAGUGAUGGGGUUCAACAUAUAUAAGAAGGGAGAUGUCGUAGCGCCAGAUCAUUUCUUGACAACGAACAGGGCACAUUUCACACCCCCACCGAUCAGUGCAUACUACUCGGACGAAGAGGAGGAACGAGAAGUGGCGGAGAAGAAGAGAAGGGAGAGGUGGGAGAGGAGACAGAAGGAGGAGGAGGAGGAGGAGGAGGAGAAGGGGGAGGAGGGGGAGGAGGGAAGAACGAAAGUGGGGGAGGGAAGAAAGAAGGAGGGGGAGGGGAGAAAGAAGAAGGAGAGGGAGGAGGCGGCAAUCUGUCGCUGCUAUAACAAUAAGGCGAAGGAGAAUAAGGAGAGAGAAGAGGAGGUGGUACAGGAGGAGGAGAAGAAGGAGGAGGAGGAGGAGAAAGCAGGUAGCCAGAUCAUGGCUGAGAGCAGAAAGAACAGAGAGGAAGAAAGAAACGAAGAGGAGGAAGAAGAAAAAGAAGAGAAAGAAACGGACGGCGAUGAUCAUCAUCGUCAUCCACAGUCUCCGACAUCGCCAUACUCCUGUGUUUUUCCUCGCGCUGUUGGACUAGAAGAUGGCAACACUUACGAUGAUGCCAUUACCGUUUACAGUACAGGACGACCGGGGCAACUCUUGAUCCCCGAGGCCACCGAACUCAAGCGUCAGCUUGAGGAACUCCUGAGACUAGGUUUCAUUAAACCCAGCAACUCCCCGUGGGGUGCACCUGUCCUCAUUGCUCGCAAAGCUGAUGGAACUCUCCGUCUCUCCGUUGACUAUCGCGGUCUCAACCGCUACACGGUUAGGAACAACUACCUCAUGCCUCGUUCCGAUGUGCUGUUCGACCGCCUAGCAGGCAACCGCUUCUUUACGAAGAUUGAUCUUCGUAGCGGUUACCAUCAGAUCCACGUCGCUGGAGCGGACCAGCCGAAGACAACGUUCCGAUCGCGCUUCGACCACUACGAGUUUACGGUGAUGCCAUUCGGUCUCACCAACGCACCCGCUACCUUCCAGGGGGCGAUGAACGACAUCUUCAGGGACAUCCUGGAGCAGUACGUUCUCGUCUACCUCGAUGAUAUCCUGGUUUACAGUCGUACCCUUGAGGAGCACCCCAGACAUCUCCGCGACGUCCUUGACCGCUUGUAUAGACAUGGCUUCUACGCCAAGCUGAGCAAGUGCCGCUUUGCCCAGCACAAACUGAAUUUCUUAGGACACUACGUGUCUGAGCAGGGUCUCCACAUGGACGACGCGAAGAUCACUGCUAUUGCGGAGUGGCCCGUCCCCACAUCCACCAAGCAGCUUCGCAACUUUCUAGGCCUUACCAGCUACUAUAGUAUUUUCAUCCAGGGAUACGCUAGGUAUUCCUACGUCCUUACCUCCACCCUCCUCCUGAAGAACCCGCCCUGGGCUUGGACACCCCUCCACGAGGACGCCUUCCGCGCCCUCAAGAAGGAGGUGACAUGUGCACCAGUGCUUCACCUGCCCGAUUUUGAUCGCCCUUUUAUCCUUACCACCGAUGCGUCAGGCUUUGCUGUAGGAGCAGUGCUUUCUCAGAUUUUCCCCUCCUCUCCUGAUUCCUCUUAUUCUCGUAUCCCUCGCUUCCCACCCCCUACCCGUACCAUUGCCUCCCGCCUGACGCCUACUCGUCCAGCUACUGACGAGCCUUCUAUUGACUAUUCUCCUACCAUUGCCGAGGAUGGCAUUGUCGAGUCUCGCUCAGUCCAGUCCAGACUUGUCACUCUCUUUCUGUCACAGGGAGGCGGUUUCUUCAAAAUGGACAAGCCAGGAGGCAGGCGUAUGCUCCCACAUCUUGCCUGGACCGCACGACCAACCCAUAUGCCGUCGGCUACAACUUUCCUUUUAAUUGCUACCUGGGUCGUGGUGGCAAUUGGGGUCAGCACACUAUUUGUCGCAUUCUCGCCUACACGCCCAAAGCAUGGAUUUAAGGAGAUGCGCCAAGCAAUGAUGGAGGUGAUUUGGGAGAGUGACAGAGUCACGUUCUCCAACUUAAAAGACUCCGAGACCAGUGGUGACGUGUCCGUGCCAGCGGGCAACAACUUGCAUGCAAGAGAGAUGGGGGUAGAAGAUGGCAGCAACGGAGCUUACCUACAGGUAGCAACUGGCGCCAGCGAGGAGCCUGGUAACCUAGAGGACUUCAAGAAGAACAAUGGCACAUGCACUUCUACAACAAAGGCCGAUAGCACAAAUGCGCAAAAGCUGGAGGGGAAUGCUUGCGGCGGCAACAAGUGGGUUUUGGCGAGCGAGGAGGAUCAUAUGGUAGAUCAUUUCGGGAUGCAUUAUGGGAACUUGUUGGUUCAGCAGAAGGGAAGCAGAUCACUUGUGAGAGAGUUGGAGGGCAAUCUUGACACCAGCAAUAACAAGCAGGAAAUGGCAAGGAACAAGAGCAAGGACAAGGAUACUGACGUACAAAAGGACCCGGAGACUGAUGACAACACUGCAGUGCCUACUAGAGUUAAUAGCUCACGUACAGAAGGGCUGGAAGUGGAUGGAAACAGCAGUGACAACACGCAUGAUGCAGCGACGAAGAGCAGCAACGAGGAAUAUGCUAGGGUAAAGGACUUCAAGAUUGACAAGGACAACAUCUCGGUCGAGACAGGUGAUACCUCAUUGUAUGUGAGAGAACUGGAUGAGUAUGUUGUAAGGACCAACGACAGCAAGGAGGUGAUGGUGGAUAACAAUGAGGAGGAGUAUGGAAAUGGUGUGGCCGCAAAAGAACUCGAUUAUCUAUGGUGGGAUGUUAUGGAGAAACUAUGGCCAUGGAUCCAGAAGUCUCCUUACUACAGUGGAGUAGAGGAUCUCCGGCUGCUCCGUGACCGUGUUGCACUGAGGCCCAUGGGUCACACUCUAUCGUUCUGUGCUCGCAACCUCAGUGGAGUUGAGAGUAGUAACCAGCAGUGGCAGUUCAAUAUGCAGUUUGCUGAUCCACAUUCAUUGCCACAUCGACUGAAUCUGUCGUCCAUUCUUCAGAUCCCGGUCCAAAGCACAUGCAUUGUGAUGGUUCGACAUUCCUUGAGGUUGCCAGGAAUGAUCAAGAAGAAGUCGGUGCGACUGAAAAAAAGGAAAGAUAAAGAAAAUACUGGAACAGCUGGUCGCAGAUUUCCAGCAGCGGCUUCAGGAAUGAGAUGGACGGACCAUGAUGUGGUAGAUCAGGAGGACUUCGUCAUGGAUCGCUAUGCCAUGCCAAUUGUCGUCACUGUCAAGGAUGCAUUUGUGACUUCACAUGGUCAUGUGUAUAGCAAGGAGGUGGGAACAAUCGGGAUCGAGAGUUGUGGAGGUACUCCGUGGCCGCUCCCCGAGCAGCCUGCGGCGCAGUCAGCAUAUGACACACAUCGAAUUGAAAAGAAAGUGUUUGUGAUCUCUUACGGUCCUCAUGGAGCAGACGUUUACCAUGCACUGGUUGAGUGUCUCUCGAGGAUGUCGGCGUAUUAUGGAGACGUUCUGUCGGAUCCAUCGAUCAAACUCCAUAUGUUGCCAUCGCGUUAUGAGAUGCUUGAUCAGCUGCUCACUAUUCUAGGGUUCACAAGUGACAGGAUCGUUACCGGCAACGUCUUUGCCAAGAUUGUGUUUGUUGCCGAGCCAUCUAUCAUCCCUUGUUGGGGCGGAGAGAUGUGGCACAUGCGACAAAUAAGGGCCCUACUGAGAACACGACUGCGCAGGGUAUGUCCUCACUUGUUCCCACCACCUCUUCAAUCAUUGUCAGCACGAAAUCAGGUGACAUCUACCACUCAUGCUAACGCAAUCCCGACGUCAUCACCACAUUCAUCAUCAUCUUCUUCUUCUUCUUCCUCUUCUUCUUCUUCCUCUUCUUCUUCUUCUUCUAGUAGUAUGGCUACGGCUGAAGCAUUGUCGACUGUAGAGCACAGAAGUGGGAAGGGUGAUGAAAAUGGGAGUGGCUUUGGAUAUGGUGGCCCAAGGAAUGCAGUGAAAGCUCCUGCCAGCAUCUCUAGUGACUACUUUGAAGGUGGGGCUGACAACAAUAUUGACGCCAUCAGUGUCUCUUCCCAUGCAUGGACAGCAGUAGCCAAUGUUUGUUUGCCCUUGGCGUCGGAGCCGGCAUUCAAAUCAGCAAAUAUGUGGGGGUUCAUCACAAAAACAGAGGGGUGGGCAGCUGGCGGCAAUGAAUCGAUUUUGAGUUUUUUAGGGCGGAAGCGCAAACACCUUGGCCUAAUUGUUCGGCGGACUUCAACUCGCGUGGUGAUCAAUCAAGCAGAGAUGGAACGACUGCUGGUGGAAAGGUAUGGCUCAGAGAUAGAUUUUGCAGUGCUUUCCGACGACCCUGCGCCAUCUCUCACAGAGAUUUUUUUCCUGUUUUACCAUGCUGACAUUGUCGUAGCUCCCCACGGGGCAGGGCUGACCAACAUGCUGGUGUCUCAUGGAGAGGGCAGAGAGGCUGUUGCUGUAUGGCCUUAUCCAGAAAGGACAAGCAGUGGUGCUGGUACUAUGAGUGUCCGCGUGCCAAGACGAGAACAUCGUCCAGUGGAAGGACCGUAUGCAACGGCCAAGGGGACCAAAGGGACUGUCAUCAUUGAAAUCGUGCCAGAUGCAUACAUGGUCAGACUUUACUUUGCCCUGGCCAGUGGCUUGGGCAUUAGUUACAGCUUUGUUAUCGGCUAUUCAAUGCUUGCUGAAGAGGACAGGGAAUUGUGGAUGACGAAAGGGAUUCUAUCGUUUACAAAGGCUGGCCCUACCAACCAACGAAUGCUCGGGGAAACGGACGAGGCCUAUCAGGCCCGGAUGCUGCUUCUGAUUACGGAAGCUAAGCAACGGUUGGAUCCAGUAGCAGCCGCAACAAAGAAGAAGGCAGAGGAUGCCGAGAAGGCACGUCUGUUGGCAAUUGAACAGCAGCGCCAGCAAGACGAGGCAGCAGCAAAGGCUGCCGAUGAAGAACGACUUCAACGCCGCGAGAAGAUAUUCAGCGGAGAGCGAGCUUUGCUCACAUUGGCAGCGGACUCGCGGGCCGAGAAUGGCAAUCUGGAAGAGAGUGGAAACAAGAUCGCUCUCCUCCUUGGCCAUCUCACGGACCUCCUGGCCACUUGCCUUGCACAGCGGGAGGACAUUCACAACCUCGACGACGUGGUCCAGACACACAAUCAGGCACAUGCGGAAGUCGAUAGUCCUCCUCUUCUUUAUUCUUUUGAGGACUAUGCUGCCCRGCUCGUUCCUACGCUGGGUACUCAUGCUCAAGGACAAGACAUGUGUGCGGCAUCUUCUCCAUCCGGCAACGGCAACUUAUCGUCUUCAAGUAGUUCUUCACGGGAUUCGGCGCGCGAGUUCAACAUAGAGGUAUUGGACCCGCUCACGUCUGAGGAUAUCGCAUGGUUUCCUCUCCCGACCACAGGCCGCUUGUCAAGACCUCAAUGCGCAGCAUUAUGCGCUCAUCUUCACACGUACUUAUCCUUCUAUGCACCACCAACUUCGCCGACGGAUGACGAAGUCGUGGUGGGGGACAUCCUUACGUAUGUUACCAAGGUGGCCCGCGAGUUUCACAAGCAGCGGUACGAUGACAACAAUGCACCACUCUUGUAUGUCCGCAUCCAAGUUGGGCAAGCGUCCUGCAGCGCUUCGCUGGAUAGCGGCGCGCCUCGCAAUUUUAUGAGCCAAACCUUUAUGCAAAAGGCUGGCCUUGGCGCACAAGUUCGAAGAAAGCCAAACCCGAUGACGAUCAAGUUGGCGGACGGAAGGACGCGGCAACUUAUCGACCGCUACAUCGAGGCCGUACCGGUGUAUUUCGCACCUCAUGCAUGCGAACCGGUGACAUUUGACAUUUUGGGCACGGACUUCAACAUUAUUUUGGGAAUGUCUUGGCUUGCAAGUGCGGAUCACACGGUCUACUUCCACCGGCGGACUGUUACUGUUCGUGACGCCUUCGGUGCCGAAGUGUCGUGUACUAUUCCUCUUCCGCACCCUUCGAUUCGGUGCCAAGUGGUAACGGCCAAGUCAUUCCGGGCUACUUGUGCUUACGAGCAGCCCGACGAAAUCGGCCUAUGUUUCCUACGGACCGUCGCGGUAGCCGACUCUUCACCCACGGACUUGUCUUCGGACCCCCGUGUGGUGCGGUUGCUUGACGAGUUCGUCGACAUCUUCGAGUGACCUACCGGUGUGGUGCCGGAUCGGCCGAUCUCUCACGAGAUCAUUCUUGAGGCCGGUGCCGUGCUGCCGAAAGGUUGCAUUUAUCGCAUGAGCGAGGAGGAGCUUACGGUCCUCUGCACGCAACUCGAUGAUUUGUUGGACAAGGGUUGGAUCCGCCCUAGUAGCUCUCCAUACGGAGCGCCAGUUCUCUUCAUACAGAAGAAGAACAAAGAUCUACGAUUGUG